Histoplasma capsulatum G186AR is the source of this 312-nucleotide messenger RNA. RefSeq lists its product as uncharacterized. The record is from RefSeq and is a predicted model, not a curated record. NCBI's taxonomy places the organism in Eukaryota, Fungi, Ascomycota, Eurotiomycetes, Onygenales, Ajellomycetaceae. Bases 1 to 312 code for a protein of 103 amino acids. The transcript has a single exon.
AUGGAGUCAUCGCACAGCAUUUUUUCACAAAAAAAGGGAGGAAAGAAAGGCAUAAAAAAGGCAACAAAUGGUAGAAAAGAAAAGCGUAGAAUGGCGAUGGGGGCCGAAGGGACAAGACGGAGAAACGUCAAUAAGAAUAGUAUAAGGUGUCUGGAUGUAAUAAUAGGCCAAAUCCAAAAUCGAAUCCUUCCGUACCCGGGGCCAAAGAUUCAAAUUUCCAUGGUCAAGACUGUUCGGGAUAGGGGGGAUUAUUGGAUUGUCACCCUGAGACGAAGAGUGGCGUCUUUCGAUCCCGUUGCCAUGCCAGCUUAA